Messenger RNA from Cladophialophora yegresii CBS 114405, 1365 nucleotides. RefSeq lists its product as uncharacterized. The transcript has 2 exons. Gene Ontology annotation, biological process: regulation of cyclin-dependent protein serine/threonine kinase activity. The coding region runs from base 1 to 1365 and encodes 454 amino acids. Lineage: Eukaryota; Fungi; Ascomycota; Eurotiomycetes; Chaetothyriales; Herpotrichiellaceae. Gene Ontology annotation, molecular function: cyclin-dependent protein serine/threonine kinase regulator activity; protein kinase binding. The record is from RefSeq and is a predicted model, not a curated record. Gene Ontology annotation, cellular component: cyclin-dependent protein kinase holoenzyme complex; nucleus.
AUGCCUUCCUAUCAGAGCUGGGGCGCAGCCGCCCAUCACUCGAGACUCCCUCCGACGCCUCCAGAGUACCAGACUGCCUAUCUCACACCACUGAGUGCAGUUUCCGACCAAAGCUUCUACCCGUCACAAGGCUAUCAAUCUCGCCGAUCCCGCGACUACGAGAGAUAUCAAGUCCAACCACCAGCCUACAAUGCUCAACCGUCUUUGACGGCACCGGUGUCUCGCCAUGCGCAUGCUCAUCCUUCUCAAGACUACACUUUCUCUCAGCCAUAUCACGUACAGGGUUCGACAUAUUGGCCGUCAAACGCAGUUGGCGCCCCCAUCCUCCCUCCCAUUCGUGUCACCGAGCCUCUCGACCACUUUGCAACACGUUAUGGCACUCAACAUACUGAGGCAAAACCCAAGGAGGACAAGCCGACUGGAGGUGUAGCUCAACACUUGGAUUAUGAUAUGGAUCUUAUGUCCAGCUUCGUGGCUGAGAUGUCCCAGAAACUCGUAACACCCGAGUUAGCUCCAACUUCCCAGUUCCGGAAAUACGUGUCCCAGAUCCUUUCAUCUACACGCUUACCAAGCUCCACCAUCAUGCUCGGACUCUUCUAUCUGCAAUCACGCAUGAAGCAAGUAAAGGAACGCGGAUCGUCAACAUCAUCCUCCGGCGCCGUCUAUCGUAUGCUCACGACAUGUCUACUUCUGGGUAGCAAAUUUCUAGAUGACAACACUUUUCAGAAUCGAUCCUGGGCCGAAGUAAGCAGCAUUCCCGUGCAUGAGUUGAACAUGAUGGAACUUCAAUGGUUGACCGAUUUCAACUGGGAGAUCCAUGGCAUGAUGUACGAUGAAGACGAAGGGUUCUUUAUGUGGGUUGAACACUGGCAUGCAUACGAGGAAAAGGCGCAACUUGCCAAAGUCAAGGAAAUGCAGAAGUUGGCUCCCAUUGAAACAAAUCUUCAUCGCCACCACAGCAUCCAGCAUCAGCCUCUCAUGUCCCCAGAGGGACCCAUCCCUCCUCAGUAUCAACAAGGCGCACAAUACGACACCCGCUGGGUCAGACCAUACAUGUCAGAAUACUCACCACCAUCAGCGCCCCACAGCGGUCCUUCUACACCAGACUAUUACACGGCUUCCUGGUCGUUUACAGCCAACGCCCCCCCUGCAUAUGGUCGCCAAUCUUACCACAACGACAAUGGGUCUGCAUAUUCGGCUCAACGCAACCAGUUGCCGACAUAUGCUCAGGCAUUUGGCUAUGCCUCUGGUAUGACGCCCACCUGGAUGUCUCAUGGCCCCAACUGUGGCUGCAGCCUCCAUGCCAAACACUCGGACUAUUAUUUCAGUCACACCGGAUACACCAUGCAACCUGUGGUCGGUUAA